Messenger RNA from Cucurbita moschata (crookneck pumpkin), 569 nucleotides. RefSeq lists its product as uncharacterized. The transcript has a single exon. The coding region runs from base 50 to 463 and encodes 137 amino acids. NCBI's taxonomy places the organism in Eukaryota, Viridiplantae, Streptophyta, Magnoliopsida, Cucurbitales, Cucurbitaceae. The record is from RefSeq and is a predicted model, not a curated record. Gene Ontology annotation, molecular function: calcium ion binding.
UCUUCUCUUUUGAACAUUUUCCCUCCUGUUUUUCCCACCACGAUUCAAAAUGAGCGUAGAAAUUUUGGACAGUGCCACCAUUGUCAACUUUGUGGAAGAUGACGAAGUUUUUGGUGCAAUAGUUCGAGAGCGUUUCAGUCACCUUGAUAUCGAUGGAGAUGGGGUUCUUUCUUAUGAAGAGAUGUUAAGGGAGUUGCAAAGUCUUAGGGUGUUCGAAACGCACUUUGGAAUCGAUGUGAAACCUGACCCGGACGAACUCUCUUCUGUUUAUGGCUCGUUAUUUCUGCAAUUUGAUCGAGACUGCGAUGGGAAAGUUGAUGUUGGUGAGUUCAUGGAAGAAACCAAGAAGAUGAUGGUGGCAAUGGCGAAUGGAAUAGGGUUUUCGCCGGUUCAAAUGGUGUUGGAAGAGAAUAGUUUUUUGAAGAAAGCGGUGGAGAGAGAAUCCACCAAAGUUGGUGCUUAAUUCAAAGUACUCUUUGAUGAUUAUGUUAAACAUUGCAUUGUUGUGUAUUAUGUAAUUGUGUUUAAUUUUGAAUUUCAUUGAAAUUUUGAAUUAGAGAGUUUACUUA